GAAAACUACAGAAACAUGGUCUUCCUGGGUAUCGCUGUCUCUAAGCUAGACUUGAUAACUUGUCUGAAGCAAGGGAAAGAGCCUUGGAAUAUGAAGAGACAUGAGAUGGUAACUAAACCCCCAGUUAUUAGUUCUCAUUUUACACAAGACUUUUGGCCAGAUCAGAGCAUAAAAGAUUCUUUCCAAGAAAUAAUAUUGAGAACAUAUGCAAGAUGUGGACAUAAGAAUUUACGAUUAAGAAAAGAUUGUGAAAGUGUCAAUGAGGGUAAGAUGUACGAAGAAGGUUAUAAUAAACUUAACCAAUGUUGGACAACUACCCAGGGAAAAAUAUUUCAGUGUAACAAAUAUGUGAAAGUCUUUCAUAAAUAUUCAAAUUCAAAUAGACAUAAGAUUAGACACACUAAAAAGAAAACUUUCAAAUGUAUGAAAUGUAGCAAAUCAUUUUUCAUGCUUUCACACUUAAUUCAACAUAAGAGAAUUCAUACUAGAGAGAAUAUCUACAAAUGUGAAGAACGUGGCAAAGCCUUUAAAUGGCUCUCAACCCUUAUUAAACAUAAGAUAAUUCAUACUGAAGACAAACCCUACAAAUAUAAGAAAUGUGGCAAAGCUUUUAACAUCUCUUCAAUGUUCACUAAACGUAAGAUAAUUCAUACUGGAAAGAAACCCUGCAAAUGUGAAGAAUGUGGCAGAGUUUUUAACAAUUCCUCAACCCUUAUGAAACAUAAGAUAAUUCAUACUGGGAAGAAACCAUAUAAAUGUGAAGAAUGUGGCAAAACUUUUAAGCAAUCCUCACACCUUACUAGACAUAAAGCAAUUCAUACUGGAGAGAAACCCUACAAAUGCGAAGAAUGUGGCAAAGCUUUUAAGCGUUUCUCAGCCCUUAGAAAACAUCAGAUAAUUCAUACUGGAAAGAAACCCUACAAAUAUGAAGAAUGCGGCAAAGCUUUUAGCAAUUUGUCAGCCCUUAGAAAACAUGAGAUAAUUCAUACUGGAGAGAAACCCUACAAAUGUGAAGAAUGUGGUAAAGCUUUUCAGUGGUCCUCAAAACUUACUAUACAUAAAGUAAUUCAUACUGCAGAGAAACCCUGCAAAUGUGAGGAAUGUGGCAAAACUUUUAAGCGUUUCUCAGCCCUUAGAAAACAUAAGAUAAUUCAUACUGGAAAGCAACCCUACAAAUGUGAAGAAUGCAGCAAAGCUUUUAGCAAUUUUUCAGCCCUUAGAAAACAUGAGAUAAUUCAUACUGGAGAGAAACCCUACAAAUGUGAAUAAUGUGGUAAAGCUUUUAAGUGGUCCUCAAAACUUACUGUACAUAAGGUAAUUCAUAUGGAAGAGAAACCCUGCAAAUGUGAAGAAUGUGGCAAAGCUUUUAAGCAUUUCUCAGCCCUUAGAAAACAUAAGAUAAUUCAUACUGGAAAGAAACCCUACAAAUGUGAAGAAUGUGGCAAAGCUUUUAACAAUUCCUCAACCCUUAUAAAACAUAAGAUAAUUCAUACUGGGAAGAAACCAUACAAAUGUGAAGAAUGUGGCAAAGCUUUUAAGCAAUCUUCACAUCUUACUAGACGUAAAGCAAUUCAUACUGGGGAGAAACCCUACAAAUGUGAAGAAUGUGGCAAAGCUUUUAAACAUUUCUCAGCCCUUAGAAAACAUCAGAUAAUUCAUACUGGAAAGAAACCCUACAAAUGUGAAGAAUGUGGCAAAGCUUUUAGCCAGUCCUCAACCCUUAGAAAACAUGAGAUAAUUCAUACUGGAGAGAAACCCUACAAAUGUGAAGAAUGUGGUAAAGCUUUUAAGUGGUCCUCACACCUUACUAGACAUAAAGUAAUUCAUACUAAAGAGAAACCCUGCAAAUGUGAAGAAUGUGGCAAAGCUUUUAACCAUUUCUCAGCCCUUAGGAAACAUAAGAUAAUUCAUACUGGAAAGAAACCCUACAAAUGUGAAGAAUGUGACAAAGCUUUUAGCCAGUCCUCAACCCUUAGAAAACAUGAGAUAAUUCAUACUGGAGAGAAACCCUACAAAUGUGAAGAAUGUGGUAAAGCUUUUCAGUGGUCCUCAAAACUUACUGUACAUAAGGUAAUUCAUACUGCAGAGAAACCCUGCAAAUGUGAAGAAUGUGGCAAAGCUUUUAAGCAUUUCUCAGCCCUUAGAAAACAUAAGAUAAUUCAUACUGGAAAGAAACCCUACAAAUGUGAAGAAUGUGGCAAAGCUUUUAACAAUUCCUCAACCCUUAGAAAACAUGAGAUAAUUCAUACUGGAGAGAAACCCUACAAAUGUGAAGAAUGUGGUAAAGCUUUUCAGUGGUCCUCAAAACUUACUUUGCAUAAGGUAAUUCAUACUGGAGAGAAACCCUGCAAAUGUGAAGAAUGUGGCAAAGCUUUUAAACAUUUCUCAGCCCUUAGAAAACAUAAGAUAAUUCAUACUGGAAAGAAACCCUACAAAUGUGAAGAAUGUGGCAAAGCUUUUAACAAUUCCUCAACCCUUUUGAAACAUAAGAUAAUUCAUACUGGGAAGAAACCAUACAAAUGUGAAGAAUGUGGCAAAGCUUUUAAGCAAUCCUCACACCUUACUAGACAUAAAGCAGUUCAUACUGGGGAGAAGCCCUACAAAUGUGGAGAAUGUGGAAAAGCUUUUAACAAUUCCUCAACCCUUAAGAAACAUAAGCUAAUUCAUACUAGGGAGAAAUCAUACAAAUGUGAAUAAUGUGGCAAAGCUUUUAGCAAUUUCUCAGCCCUUAGGAAACAUAAGAUAAUUCAUACUGGGGAGAAACCAUACAAAUGUGAAGAAUGUGGCAAAGCUUUUAGCAAUUUCUCAGCCCUUAGGAAACAUAAGAUAAUUCAUACUGGGGAGAAACCAUACAAAUGUGAAGAAUGUGGUAAAGCUUUUAAGUGGUCCUCAAAACUUAUGGAACAUAAGGUAAUUCAUACUGUAGAGAAACCCUGCAAAUGUGAAGAAUGUGGCAAAGCUUUUAAGCAUUUCUCAGCCCUUAGAAAACAUGAGAUAAUUCAUACUGGAAAGAAACCCUACAAUUGUGAAGAAUGUGGCAAAGCUUUUAACAAUUCCUCAACCCUUAUGAAACAUAAGAUAAUUCAUACUGGGGAGAAACCGUACAAAUGUGAAGAAUGUGGCAAAGCUUUUAAGCAAUCCUCACACCUUACUAAACAUAAAGCAAUUCAUACUGGAGAGAAACCCUACAAAUGUGAAGAAUGUGGCAAAGCUUUUAGCCAUUUCUCAUGCCUUACUAAACAUAGGAUAAUUCAUACUGGAAAGAAACCCUACAAAUGUGAAGAGUGUGGUAAAGCAUUUAGUCAGUCCUCAAACCUUACUAAACAUAAGAUAAUCCAUUCUGGAGAGAAACCCUACAAAUGUGAAGAAUGUGGCAAAGCCUUUAACCAGUCCUCACACCUUAAUGAAUGUAAGAUAAUUCAUACUGAAGAGAAACCCUUCAAAUGUGAGGAAUGUGGCAAAGCUUUUAAUCAGUCCUCAAAUCUUACUGAACAUAAGAUAAUUCAUAGUAGAGACAAACCUACAAAUGUGAAGAAAGUGGCAAUGCUUUUAGCCAGUCCUCAACUCUUGCUAAACAAAACAAUUUAUACUGAAGAGAAACCCUACAAAUGUGAAGAAUGUUGCAAAGCUUUUAACGUCCUCAAACCUUACUGA
Gorilla gorilla gorilla (western lowland gorilla) is the source of this 3654-nucleotide messenger RNA. Its product is annotated as zinc finger protein 99-like. Gene Ontology annotation, molecular function: DNA-binding transcription factor activity, RNA polymerase II-specific; RNA polymerase II transcription regulatory region sequence-specific DNA binding. The record is from RefSeq and is a predicted model, not a curated record. NCBI's taxonomy places the organism in Eukaryota, Metazoa, Chordata, Mammalia, Primates, Hominidae. Gene Ontology annotation, biological process: regulation of transcription by RNA polymerase II. The transcript has 6 exons. Gene Ontology annotation, cellular component: nucleus.